Molecule: messenger RNA, 906 nt
Organism: Rotaria sp. Silwood2
Lineage: Eukaryota; Metazoa; Rotifera; Eurotatoria; Philodinida; Philodinidae
Source: the annotation of a GenBank genome assembly
AUGGUCGUCACAUCUCAUCGUAUACUCUUCUUUUAUUUAUUAAGUUUGCUAGUGGCAUUCUUCACGGUACGAUUCACAUAUGCGCAAGGUGCAGGUGGUGGAGGAGGAGGUGGAGGUGGAGGUGGAGGUGGAGGUGGUGGUGGUGGUGGAGGCGGUUUUAGUGGUGGGAGUAGUUUUGGAAGUGGCGGUAGUAACUGGCACUAUGGCUCUAGUAAUUCUGGCACAACAAGCUGUAAUACCGAAGCAUGCCGACGUAAUGCAAUUAUUAUCGGUAGUGUUAUAGGUGGCAUUUUUGGGCUCGUAUUUCUCUGUAUCUGCUGUUUGAUCUGUAUCAAGAUAUGUAAACCUGGUUUUUAUUCUUCCAUUUGCCCCUGUGAAUACUCGAAAAAAGCACCAUAUCAGUUGAAGAAAACUUCUAUUAGGUCGAAUACACUUCCAUUUGCGAUAAAACUCUCAACUGUAGAUACAACAUUUCCUUCUACAUCUCGUAUAACACUUCCUUCCAUUUCACACACUAAACUACCUCCAAUUUUAUAUUCUAAAACAUCAACAGGAAAAGUCUUUCAAUCAGGUUCUUAUGAUAUGCGUUAUUAUCAAUAUGGGAAAUGGCACGGGCCUUUUCUUGUUCAACUUGAAUUCAUUAAUAGAAACGUUCAAGGUAGUGGUAAUGACGAUGUUGGCUCAUUUGAUGUUACGGGACAUUACUCAAGAAGUGAUUAUCAUAUGAAUUUGACAAAACAGUAUAAACUUGGAACUGGAAAUCCACGCGAAAAUCUCGGACAUCAAGUCAAAAUUGAUUUGAAAUGGAAUGAGCAUGCAAAACAUUUCGAUGGCCAAUGGAUUGUCAAAACAGCAAAUUAUUCUGGUCAAGAUAAAUUCGAAUUGAAAUUAAGACCAUAUGUAUAA